CUCAUAAAUCUCACCCAUGCCUGGAAGCACGUAGGGUUCAGGAACAACAGUAGGUUGAACUUUGUCUCACUGAAAUUAAACUGGAACAAAUAAAAAACAACUGGAGGAACUCGGCGGGUCAAGUGACAGCAGAAAGAGGGGUGGGGGGUCGACAUUUCGUGUCCAGACUCUGCAUCAGGGUCUCGAUGUUGCUCGGCCCGUUGAGUACCAGGAGUCAUUGUUUUGCACCAGAUUACAGUCCCUCGUUUGGACGGUCCCCUCUCUCCGUGUCACCUCCCACCCAGCACACGGCAAUAUGUGGCGCUCAGUUUCGCACUGAGCUGGGGAGACGCCUAAUUUUUCAGCCAAGUCAGCAUAAAAAAUAACUUUUGAAAAAUCUCUUCCUCUCCCGACCGCAGGUCGUUAAUCGUAAGACCCGGUCCAAUGACUGGGACUGUUGAACUUUAGAGUGGUGAAACUUCGCGUCUGGCCCGUGUUGGCUUCCCAUCCCAAACAUGAAGGCUGCGCCCCUGUUGCAGACUAAUGGCGGAACACAUGACCACAACGCAGCAGCAAAGGUGAAGAUGUUUUUCAAUAAACAAAAUGAAUACUUGCUUAAGGUUCAGGGCCUCCUGUGCAGGAAGACUGGACGAUCAAUGCUAGAUGUAUUUGUCAGGAGUCUUACAAUUCUCUGCAUGGCAAUAGCAAUUGUUCUGUCCUCCAUUUCUGUGUGCGAUGGUCACUGGCUGUUUGCAGACACGAAGAUAUUUGGACUCUGGCAUUUCUGCACCUUACAACUUGACCACAAGGCUGAAUGCACAACUGAAAUCAGUGUGGCUGAGGUCAAUGGCUUAUACACUGGCCUAGUUUUCAUAAGAAUUACCACCACUCUUGCUGUGGUGCUGGCAAUAUUUGGUCUGGAGAUGCUAAUUACGUCUCAGCUUUGUCAAGAUCCCAACGCCAGGCGCAAAUGGGCAUUUGGCUCAGGACUGACUUUACUAUCUUUCUCCAUGACAUCUUUGGGCAUGUUGACCUUUGUCAUUCUGUUGCGGGACUUUAUUACAUUCACAGGUUUCAGUUUAACAUUCUGGUGUGAAUUCAUUGCCACUUUCCUCUUUUUCCUCAGCAGUAUUAGUGGUCUUCAAAUUUACAGCAUGAUGCCUGUAGUUGAAGAUAGUUUAGCAAGUGUAUAAUUAUCCUUAUCUCUGUAAAAAUAAAUAAGUUUUGAACUCUGUAAAUGUGAAAUUGAACUAUUUUAUGCUUAGGUUGUUUUAGCAUCUCUGUAAAAUUACUAAAAACUCAUUUUGCUUUUCUUUCUUAUUUUAUAAUGUAAUAUGAAGUCAUGUUUCUAUUUUCUAUUCUACAAUGAAUCAAUAAUUGUUGAUACAGAAAACAGCUAAAAAUUAUUUUCUAGGUGAGGUUAUGUGCUUGUGGGGGAGGAGGCUUGUUAAUUCACUUUGCUUAAAAUAACACUGACAAUAAUUUCUUCAUUCAUUGCAAUUAAAAAACAAUCAUACAAUUGGUCGUUUCUACUAAACUCGGCAAUAGGACUGGGUAAGUGGGAAGUAUUAUUAUCUUAACAUUGAAAUAAUGCCUCAUUCUCAACAUUUCCUCACUUGAAGAUUUUUUUUAAAGGGAUUUUGGCUUCACAAAAAACAACUGUUAUAUGCAUUAUAGCACUAUAGUUUACUACAUUAUGGUUUUAACUUUCUUGGGAUUUGGAUUUGAAUCCAACACAGACUUGCUGGAUGAAAGAUUUCUCUUCAUUGAUUGAGUAAAAUGAAUGUGGAAAAUCUUAAACCAAUCCUUUUGGGGAUAGUUUACAACGUAAAAUGUCCACAAGUUGACAUUAAAUUGACUGAAUCCCUGAGAAUGUUUGGAAAUGACUGAUAGCUGAGGGAAUUAGUUGAAUGGAUACUGAUGCAGUGCAGGUGCUCCUCUGAAAUUGUGUUGAGGCACAUUGUUGGGGUAGAACUGAGAUUUUUUUUGCUCCAAAUCUCACUAAACUAUAUCUGUCAUCCAAGGGCUGUAAUGCUGAUAUAAAACAGAUUCAUUUCAUUAUCUGUGCUGUCAAUGCGAUAAUGGGGCAUAGAAGAAAUUAUCCCAUAUGAUAGAAAUAUUGUGGUCAACAGCAUGCACCUUGACAUUCUGAUGAGAUUGUGUCAUGUGGCACCCUGCCAGCUACAUAGCAGUCUGAAUGAUUAUAUGGAUGCUCAUUUUGCAAGAUAAAAAUAAUAACCAUACAAGAAAGAAAUCAUGCAAAAUAACACUGGGAUAAAACUGAAACAUUGGUUUUAAUGUAAUUAGUUGAAUAGUAUUGUCUGAGACUUACACAAGACAAUUUAAUAGAAUCUCUGCUAACUAUAGACUGUACAAAUCAUAAUUCAAUAAAAGCAUUUUGUAAUAUUCACACAUUGUUGUGGAUGUUCCUUGAUUUGAUCACGUACAUUUCAGAAAUAAACUUUAAGCACAAAAUGAUUAACAUGAAAAUAUACAUUUGUAAAAUUGCAUUUUCUCGUUUAUAUUGUGACUAAAAACUGAACCGAUUCAUGCAGUAAGCCCAACAUAGCAAAUUUCAGCUUUACACAUUGGUUUUCAAAAGCUAUGGAUCACAUUCAAAUCUUUUACAAUGACAUUGCACUUCAUAAAUAACUACCUGUACUUUUAAUUCAAAUCGACCAUUCACAGGAUAUACUGAGAUUUUUUUGUGGGGUUCUGGGAAACCAUGAUAUCUUCAUUCCCCAACUAUUUCAAUGCUAUGCACUUGUAAACGUUUUGUUUGAAUGACUUGGAUGUUUUGCCAUCAAAGGAGAAAAGUGCUUUUUCAGAAAAAUUCCUUGUCAGUCUGAUAUACAGUUUAACAAUAUUGUUAGACACUGAGCAAGGCAAAGAAUUGUAAGAGUACUUUGGAGCUAGUUUUUUUGUGUCAUUAAUUUACUUUAAAUGUAAGAGUUAUGCAGUCAUACAAGGAAAUUGUACUUCAAUAUAAAAUUAACUUAUUGCAUCCCA
Messenger RNA from Amblyraja radiata (thorny skate), 2988 nucleotides. RefSeq names its product transmembrane protein 37 (gene tmem37). The coding region runs from base 495 to 1172 and encodes 225 amino acids. The record is from RefSeq and is a predicted model, not a curated record. The transcript is spliced from 3 exons. Gene Ontology annotation, cellular component: membrane. Gene Ontology annotation, molecular function: calcium channel activity; voltage-gated monoatomic ion channel activity. NCBI's taxonomy places the organism in Eukaryota, Metazoa, Chordata, Chondrichthyes, Rajiformes, Rajidae.